Molecule: messenger RNA, 3701 nt
Organism: Saccoglossus kowalevskii
Lineage: Eukaryota; Metazoa; Hemichordata; Enteropneusta; Harrimaniidae
Product: serine/threonine-protein phosphatase 2A 55 kDa regulatory subunit B
Cellular component (GO): protein phosphatase type 2A complex
Molecular function (GO): protein binding; protein phosphatase regulator activity
Source: RefSeq, a predicted model, not a curated record
AUAAAACGAUUAAAUUAUGGAAAGUGUCGGAACGUGACAAGCAGUGGGAAGGUUUCAAUUUACGAGACGAGGAUGGAUGUAAUCGAGACUACUCGGGGCUGACUAAUUUGUUGGUUCCUGCAGUUAAACCCAUGGAAUUAAUGGUCGAGGCCAGUCCUAGAAGAAUAUUUGCUAAUGCUCAUACUUAUCAUAUCAAUUCAAUAUCUGUAAAUAGUGAUGGGGAAACGUAUAUAUCUGCUGAUGAUCUUAGGAUUAAUUUAUGGUCUUUAGGAAUUACAGACCAAAGCUUUAAUAUUGUUGAUAUUAAGCCAGCCAAUAUGGAAGAAUUAACAGAAGUUAUCACAGCAGCAGAGUUUCACCCUAAAGAAUGUAAUACAUUUGUUUAUAGCAGUAGUAAAGGCACAAUUAGGCUAUGCGAUAUGCGAGCACAAGCAUUAUGUGAUCAACACGCCAAAAUAUUUGAAGAACCAGAAGACCCUAGUAAUCGUUCUUUUUUCUCCGAGAUAAUUUCCUCAAUAUCCGAUGUUAGGUUUAGUCAUAGCGGUCGUUACAUGAUAUCGCGGGAUUAUUUGUCAGUUAAAGUAUGGGACCUUCACAUGGAUACCAAACCUGUAGAAACUUUCCAAGUGCACGAGUACCUUCGUAGUAAAUUAUGUUCACUUUAUGAAAAUGACUGUAUAUUUGAUAAGUUUGAAUGCGUAUGGAAUGGCACCGACAAUGCUAUAAUGACUGGUUCAUAUAACAAUUUCUUCCGGAUGUUUGACCGCAACACAAAGAGAGACAUAACGCUUGAAGCAUCGCGGGAGAACGCAAAACCCAAACAAGUGCUCAAACCACGAAGAGUGUGUGCUGGGGGCAAGAGGAAGAAAGACGAAAUAAGUGUAGAUAGUUUAGAUUUCAACAAGAAGAUACUCCAUACUGCAUGGCAUCCAUCAGAAAAUAUUAUAGCUGUGGCCGCCACAAACAAUUUGUAUAUAUUCACAGAUAAGCAAUAGUUGAGUAAUGUUAGCGUAGUGUAAAAACUAUCACAGGACAUAGUCAUGUUGUUGUACAUGUAGCUAGCACACGUAUGCCCCAAUUUGUGGCCAAUGUCAGAUGAAAUCAUUGCCCUCUCCCCUAACCCCUUGUUCAUAUUUUUGAAUAUCUUUAUCCAAAGUCAGCUGAUGCUUGUUAUUCAUGUUAUACAAAGUCAAUAUUUUCAUUUAUUUUUUUGCAUCAUCCAAUUCUCAUUCCGUAGAAAAAAGAAUAGCUUAUCUCUUAAAGUAAACCUGUAAACAAGUAUGUGUUACCCUUCAAUUUUCUACCAUAAAGUUGUACUUCUUGAAUGUGAUAUAUAUAUAUGUAAAAAAUACCUCGAUUUAGUUUCUCAAGUGGGUCCAAUCAAAUGCUUUAUACAUCUUUUUUUUUUUAUGAUACAGGCUGUGCCUGAUCUAAUACCUGCGACUUUUCGCACCAAGAGCAAAUUUAAUAAGCUUGUUUUGCUUGACUAAUUAUCGCAAUAUUAAAUGCCCAGUUUCGAACAAAACACUAUACCGUAUUACAUGUAGCUCUAUUAGUAGCAUAAACUUAUGAUAAACUUAUGUAAAUGAGAUGUGGCUGUGAUCAAAAUGAACCAUAUUUAAAUGAUCAAGCAUGCAAUUACUGGUUUAUGUGCAUUCUAUUGGAGCUAAUACGGUACUAAAUUUAUUGAUUUGCUGAAAGUUAUCAAAUGUGGAAAGAUCGAUGCAAUGGACAGUUUCUUGCUGUACAGUGGUGUUACUUGACUGUCAAUGUCAUAGUUAUCGAUAGAUUGCUUAAUAUCUGUGUACAUUCUGCAAUUUUUUGGUAUUGCUUAUAUUUUUGUAGAAGUGUUUUACAAAUGAAUUUGUGUUACCUAUUGCAAUCGGUAGACAGAAGUUUUGUGCAACUUAGCAAAAUGUUUCCAAAAUUACCUCAAUCUUGGUCUGACAAUGGUGAGCGCUGUAAUUUAUUAGAUUUGCUUCAUGGCUGAUUAUCAUUUGAAAGACUUCCAACAAAAUAUUGGAGACAAUUCCAUUUGAUUUGACUGUUGAUUUGACCUAACCCCAGGUAUGCUGUGUUGUCGCCAACUCUAAAUUGUAGAAGUAUUAAACAUAUGAUACACAGAACCCAUGUGGAUGUCUGGUUGAUCUUAAAACGAAGAAUUAUUGGUGUGGGGAUGGGAGGGUUCAAAUCUCAAAACUAUUCCUAGUACUCAAUUCAGGAUCUUUGCUAUUAAAGUGGACUUCCCAUGUUUUUCUGGAAAUGAAGAUUUCUGUCCCUCGUGUACCAUAUGUGCAAUUGUCUGCAAUGUGUCCCCAAGGAAAAAUCGUUGUUAUCUACACACACGUAUUCUGAAUCAAAUUACUUUGCAUCUUUCUGUUUUUAAUAUUUUGAUGCCUGCACGAUUUGUACAAUUGUCAAUAUGUACUUGUUGGUUGUGUCCUGCAUUUCCAUGGGUUUUGUUUUGUUUCGUUAAUCUUUUUGUCAUGUUGCGAUACAUAUUUCAUUUUAAUGCAUUUAAGUACAAUUAGAUCCCUCUCAACCCCACUUGGUUGUGAAUUUGUGCGAAAAUGACAGCUUGUAUCAAGAUUAAAAUUCUGGAUAAGUGCUUGGAUUAGUACAAAAUAAGUUGAGUUCCCUGGUCGUUACUUAACUGAACUCGCUUGUGCCUAUUUAGCAGCAUGUAAAAAAAAGUGGGAGUCGUGGGGGGUGGUGGUGUUAUAACCUGUUUAUCUUCACGAUUGCUAUCCUUGGCUGUCCCUCGGAUACAUUGUCCAAUAUACGCAUACCCAUAUUUCACACAAUUAUUUUCUGCUUUGUUUGUCAGAAUAAAAUGUAUAUUUUUUAUAUUAUACAAACUUUCCGUAACUUUCAAAGGCAACCAGUUUUGGUACAAGUUAGAUCUCUGUAUUCCUGGUAUCGAAACAAGAUAAUCAAAAGCUUUUGUAGACUGUGAACCACGAGUAAUGUAAUAAGUUGAGUGGCAAUCUCUAAUGCAUACUGCAUAUGAUGCAAUCACUUGUCCUAGGUUUGGAUAUACACUUGGUAAAUGUCAUCUUUUGAGUAGAAAAGUAAUUUCAAUUCACUGAAGCUGUAAAAUGUCAAUGCACUUUUAUGUUGUACAUUAAGAAGUGAAGACUUCAAGCACAACUACCAUGUGGUCUUUGCAGGCUAUACUUGAGGUUUCCUUAAGGUUUCAAUCUGUGCAAGAUGGUGGCCAUUUGUACUUUGCAUCGCUAUUGUCGGUUGUGCCUUUUCCAAGUUAACCUGCUCUGUUUACUUAAAAUGUCAAAAUGUCUUUUUGGUCCAAAAUUCAUGAAUUAAAAAUAUUGGUGAAUAGGAAAGAAGUUUUGCUGAAUUUUCUCUGCCACAGAAAUCAUUUCAGUUAUAUUUGUACUUUCCCCCCUAGUCUCGGUAUAGACCACAUUACAAAAUAUUAAAAUUUCAGUAUUUCUACAUGUAUUUUGAGUGGUUAUGAGACCAAAGCUUUUCUUUAAUGUAUUGUUUAUUUCAUUCUGUAUACAAAUGUGUACGUUAUUUUGCUAGAAAAAAAAAUCAUGAAUAUGGAGCAUUUUUGUGACCCAGAAUAGGAGUAACUUAUUCUGAUGUCAGAACAGACUAUUCACCAAAAUGUUUAUAUUGGCCAUGUUAAGUGGCAAAAUUUUAUUCACAAAAAAUAAAGAGUAACUGCUCACCUAUAA